Molecule: messenger RNA, 1851 nt
Organism: Dissoconium aciculare CBS 342.82
Lineage: Eukaryota; Fungi; Ascomycota; Dothideomycetes; Mycosphaerellales; Dissoconiaceae
Exons: 1
Coding region: 1-1851 (616 amino acids)
Molecular function (GO): protein binding
Source: RefSeq, a predicted model, not a curated record
AUGGAACGACUUCCGACCGAGAUCUCUCUAGAGAUUGUGAACUAUCUUUCGGACACACAUAUGUCUAGCUUGCGCAGCUUCAGCCUGGUCAAUUCUAGGUUUCACAAGUUGGCCACAUCAGGACUCUUCCGAACUCUAUACAUACUAUGUGAUAGCACUCUUGACCUAUCCGAGGAUGUACAAACGGCUGGGAAGAUCCUGGCGAAGUACGACUGCGCUUCCGUGGUCAAGACUUUGUUUGUAGAGGACUUCUGGCGAGCUGAGUACAAGCCUGUAAGGUACCAUUGGGAGACAUCCGAUCCGUACUGUGGUUCCAUAGCAGAGGAUUGCCAUAAGAAGACCGUGGACGGUCGUGAUUAUCAGUGGGCUAGAUUGCCAGAGCCAGCCGAUGAGGCUGCAUUUUGGGAGAGUUUUGCUGUGCUACUUGACAGUCUGCCAGCCCUCAAAGAUGUGAUCUUUGAUGCCUAUGCCCAGUUUCCAUUAUGUGCUCUGGAAGUUCUCCACCGCCGAAGCCCACACUGCCGUCUGCACAUGCCAAAAUUCAGGCUCCGCAGUCUGAGCGAGGCGAAAGUUGACCCGCGCGAGCUCACCCUCAUGACUUCGCCAUGCUUGUUCAGCAUAACCGCGCACAUCACGGACAACUUCAACCAAUCGUCAUACGAUUUCAACUGGGACGCGGUUUUCGAAAUGGCGGAAGGUGCAACGCCAAAUUUAGAGCAUGUGCGACUUGUGGAGUAUGACACAAUACCUCUGUCGUGGGAGUGGGAUCCGAACGCUUUUCGAAAGCGGCGAGGCGUGCCUGCGCGGCAGGCAAGAUUUUGCAACUCGCCCGUCGAUCGAGCAAAAGCCAGCAAGCUCAGAGGUCUCGGCUUCACAGGACCAUUGCGUGACUUGAAGCCCAGGUUAUGCGGUGUGAUGAAAACGAGAAGGCUGCAUGCGUUGGAGAUCGCUGUCCUGUGUCAAAGCGACUUAGACUUUUUGGCCGAGCUGAGUAGCUUUGAAGAGCUCGAAUUUAUCACACGCCUUAAAUUUCGAAUCAACUCUCAGCCCGGAGCAUCAAUCAAUUUGGCUCUGGAGCGAUUCCUCGGUCAUCUGCCGAAUCUAAAUUACCUCGAGGUCCCUUCGUUCCAUGACGGACCCAAGUAUCCUGCGCCCGCCUUGAAGAUCCGCGGCUGUGUGCUGCAGGAACUGGACGUCGGCUGCCAUACAUUGGAUGCAGAUGCUGUAUUGAUGUUGCAAGAAGACCUUCCACAAUUGCGGAGUAUUUGUUUCAGGAUGAUUCGUUCACUGUCAUUGCCUCCAGAGACCGACAUAUAUACAGCGCUCUCUACCUUUCCAAACCUCAGAAAUGCUGCUCUGACGUUGAGCCCUCUCCAAAGAUCUGUCGUACCGUUGCAGCUAUGGGAUAACGGAAGGUCUCUAGGUAGCAAGUUAGAUCGCGAGGAUAUAUUCGACGCAAGGGAUCUCUCGAACAUGGCCGUAGAUGCAGAGCUGACGCGGCAGAUCUGGAAUGAGGUGACCCGUGGUAAACCAAAACCUGCAAAGUUCACGCUUCGAGUACAUUGCGAUCUGCUUGGCUGCGGACACCUUGAAUUCUUGUUUCUGAGCCCGCAUUGGUCUUUCUGCGGGAAUAACCGACCGGGUACGAACGAACCAGAGGUUAAAAACAUAACCCCUGGGAACAUGACGUAUUACCAUAAAAAGGAACCAAAGCAAAGACCUGGCCCAAACGGGAGGAAAUCUGAGCUGGACAUAUUUAAGAUCCUCUGGCCACGAAAACGCGGGAGCAGUAGCUAUCUGGACGAUUGGCAUUCAUUGCCUCUACGCUUCAGGCGCGACCUGGAGGAGUGA